GCGUCACCACACCCGGCCGCUCUGUGCUUUUAAAAAAAGACCAAGGCAAUUCUGAACACCGAGGGCCGUGUGAGCGCACCCCAUGCUGGGGGUCCUCUUCGCUCUGCCUCGGCGUGGGCGCGGCUUCCUCACCCGCAAAGGCGGGAGAAGCGCGGCGCACCCGAAAGCGCCCCUCCUCAAGCCCACGCUGGGAAGGCUGCCCAGGCCAGGACACGAAGCUCGGGGGUCUUCUCUCCUUCAGGCCACGGCCUUCUCUCCCAGCCAGAAGCUCCUUCUCCAGGGAAGAACUGCGGCACAGGCAAGGGCUGGACACCGGACCGCAGCCUUUCUAAGUCUCUGAGCUCUCAUUUCUAAAACGGAGAUAUUUCUGAGACACCGCUUGGAACUGUAGCGACGUUUACCAACAAGGUAAAGUCAGGCGCCCGAACAGUUGCUAUAAACGGCACUAGUAACAGAAUCGCAGUUCCGGGUUCCGGUUCCCAACAGAAGCGCGAUUUUCGAACCGUCUUCUCCACUUCUUCCACCAGUUCAGCAGCGAAAGCGCCGGACAUUCAGGAACAAUCAGGAAGCUGUCGCCAUGGCUACGCCCCGCCCCCACGCCCGCUCGAAGAGCAUGCCGGGAGUUGUAGUUUCAUAGAGCAGCUGACCGACGGGCAGGGCCAGUUCCGGGGGGGGCACGACACUCACCAUUCCUGCGCUCACCGCACUCUGCAUCACUCCCUGCUUCAAGGCCACAAGACCUAAAGUUAAAUGCCAGGAAUGAGUCCUCUUUCCCACGGCUGUGUGAGUUACGCCUGAAGGCAAGACAAGGGAAGUCAUGCAGUGCCGAAAGCGAAGACGACUUCCGUGGAGUAGGAAGGAGCGCGGCUUCCGCCCCGGGAAGAGAAGCUCCGCCUCCUUACGUCACUUCCGUAAACAAAGGGCGCUGCGGAGACGCGGGUCAGGAGAUGCGAGCCACGCUUUCGCGGCCGCUGCAGUGCUGCCUGCCUCUGCUUAUCGCUUCCGGUCAGUUGAAGAACGGGACCCCGGCCUCCUUCUUCAUCGGGUGUUAAGAGGCUGCCCUCAGCGCGGCAGGGAACUCAGGACAAUGGAGGAGCGGAAAGUGAAGAGGAGGAGUCCUAAGUCUUUUAGUGCCCACCCUACUCAGGUUGUUAAUGCCAAAAAGAACGCCAUUCCAGUCAGUAAAAGCACAGGGUUUUCAAAUCCUGCAGCACAGUCAACUUCACAGCGACCAAAGUUAAAAAGGUGCUUAGACCACCCAGCCGUCUCCCCAGCCCCAGGAAAUGAGUGUUCCAUAGAGCAAAUGGAACACGUUCGGGGGAUGCAGGAAAAGUUAGCCCGCUUGAAUCUGGAGCUCUAUGGGGAGUUAGAGGAGCUCCCUGAGGACAAGAGGAAAACAGCCAGCGACUCCAACCUGGACAGGCUGCUGUCUGACCUAGAAGAAUUGAACUCUUCUAUACAAAAGCUGCACUUGGCAGACGCACAGGAUGUUCCAAACACAUCGACCAGCUAAGCUGCAGUGCCGUCUCCUUUCCUGGGGUUUGCAACCAAGCUGCUUGCUGUACUUUUCCAGCUGAAUCCAGUAGCAGACCCAUCUUGCAUCACAGGU
Molecule: messenger RNA, 1609 nt
Organism: Octodon degus (degu)
Lineage: Eukaryota; Metazoa; Chordata; Mammalia; Rodentia; Octodontidae
Gene: Ccdc28a
Product: coiled-coil domain containing 28A
Exons: 6
Coding region: 818-1513 (231 amino acids)
Source: RefSeq, a predicted model, not a curated record